GGUUUAGCGCGAAUUUAAAUAUUCUACCCGUUUUCGCGAAAUCUCGAAAGUUUUUUUUUUAUUUCAGUUCGUUAUAAGUGAUUUUAAUUGAUUAAGUGAUGUGCUCAAUUAACAUUCUGGCGGGGUCUUUUAGAUUUCGUUUCAAGGUAAACCGAAAAAGACAUUCUUCAAAUUUUGUGCACUGUGUGUGGUCCUUCGAACUGGAUAGAUUUGAGAGGAAUUUUAAUGCGGACGCUAAUUGACACGUUAAAAACGAGAUAUGUGUAACGGAAGAGGAAUACAUGAGACUCCACUUGUAUGUCGGAUGAAGAGCUGAAACUGAGGCAGGGCAGGACAUAGUUGCGCUUGUGAAAUUUAGUGUUAAUAAAUAAAUAAAUUUAGUGUAAACGGUAGUGGAGAUGAAAGAAUGCAGCUCUAGUGUUUAAUGUGAUUGUAGUGUAAGCAAACUCGGUGUAUAUUACUUGCUGUGAUUAAAAAUAAUAUUAGCAUGAGUUCAUACUUUACCAAUUACAUGCCGGACAUGAGAAAUGGUGGUGUCGUAUCGGCAGAGCAUCAACACCAGCAUUACGGAGCCGCCGUCCAAGUGGCACAAGGUGGAGGACCAGUACAAGGAGAUCCAAGCUCUUGCUCGGGUGAUCCUUCCGUGGUGGGAUUGCGUCAAGGAAUACCGCCACACCAUUAUGGAGGUCCACCAGCAGCCGGCCAACCACCCCAAGGGAUGCCCUAUCCAAGGUUUCCGCCUUACGAUCGGAUGGACAUUCGAAACGCCGGUUACUACAAUGCGCAGCAACAAAUGGACGGCCAGUACAGGCCAGACAGCCCCACGAAUAUGCAUAUGGCGACCAAUGGACCUCCGAAUGGACACCAAACCCCUGUUGUGUAUGCUAGUUGUAAAUUGCAAGCGGCAGCGGUGACGCAGAAUGGGGUGUUAGGCCCCACUGGUAGUCCGCCUCUUGAUAGUGCGCAAACUAUGAACGCCCAUCAUAACAUGGGUCACCAUAUGCAAGAACAGCACCCGCAACACCAUCAGCAGGCGCACAUCCCCCCGCAACAACAGCAACAUAUGAUGUACGCCGGGCAACCCAACGCCAAUAUGCAUCAAAAUCCCCAACAUCAACCUCCUCUUCCGCAGCAGCAACCCCAACCUGGACAACAACCGCCAAAUAAUACUGCUUCUGCAUUACCUAGUCCUCUUUAUCCUUGGAUGAGGAGUCAAUUUGAAAGGAAACGAGGUCGCCAAACUUACACCAGGUAUCAAACCCUGGAGUUAGAAAAGGAGUUCCAUUUCAAUAGGUACUUGACGAGGCGAAGACGAAUAGAAAUCGCCCAUGCCCUUUGCCUGACCGAAAGGCAGAUCAAAAUCUGGUUCCAAAAUAGGCGUAUGAAAUGGAAAAAGGAGAACAAGACCAAAGGAGAAGGGGGCUCGGAAGGCGGCGGAGACGAUAUUAGUCCCCAGGGAUCGCCUCAGUGAACCAAGACGUAUUAAACCAUGUACCUUAAUACAUAUUUUAGUCAUUGCAUUUGCCUUUUGCUACCAGCCAAAGGCCUUUUUUGGAACCUCCUCAAAAAGGAUUUCUCACAAAAUGUAUAACAAUAUUGGGUUUCAAUUAUUUUACGUUAGUAUUAUAUACUAAAUACAGAUUUGUAGAUGUUAUUAAAAGUUAAUAAAAUUAAUUAUUAAAAUAUUACUUAUAUUCUUUGAAGUAAAGCAAAAUUAUUACAACUGUUUUUUUCACAGAUAUUUUAUAGCGGGCUAUAAAUUUAUAUAUUUUUAAUUUGAAAUGUAUUGCUAUCUCUUAAACCGUUGGUAACACAAAGUUGGUUAUAUGAGAAAAAAGUUGUAUAAUUUGAAGCUAAUACUGAGGGACAUUUUUUAAACAAAAAUAUCAGGGCCGGUUUCCAAGAUAAUAAAAAAUAAAUUAGUUCCAUUACAUUUAUUUUCAAUAAUAGACAAAAAGUCAUUGAAGUUUUUUGUUUAAUAUCAAAUUUUGCAUAUGAUAGCGUAUACAAUUUUUCUAUUCGAUGUUUCGUAACUGCAGGGCCACCAUCAACUUCUUUAUUUAAAUAUGGAUUAGUGUUAUUCCAACAGAUCAUUUUAAGCAUGUUCAAUGCUUAAUACAAAGAUGUAAAAACAUAUUGUGAUUAGUCAAUAUUUCGGAAGAUUUUUACAUCAUCAGGUAUCUAAGUUUGCUAGUAGGCACGGAUCUGUAAAUUUUUAGUUCAAAAUGUUUGCAUUAAUAAAAAAUGCAUUAUCGGUUGUAGAAAUUAUAAAUCUGAAAUACCAAUGGCAACAUUUUAUUCUUCGAUUGUAAUCUUCACAAUAAAUGUUGAAAUUGUAAUGUUAAAAAAUUAUUUUCACAAUAUUUGCAACAAUUCGUAUUUAAUUCUGAAUGGCGGCCGUUCGUUAACAAUUUUGCCAAAAAAAGAUUUUUAACAGAUAAAAUUAAAUCAAGUUACCACCUCGGUGUCAUGAUUAGACAUUUAAAACUGCACAAAAGGUAAAUAAAUUACAAUCGUUCACAUGAGCGUACGCAGAAAUUUGUCCGGGGGGUGGAGACGGUAACAUUAUGUAACUAAGUAUAAGUACACUCAUUUUUAUACAAUAUUUAAGAGAAAAACAAAAAUGCAGAAAUGAGCAGAAUAAUUUAAACAAAAAACUUUAUUUUUAUGUUAUUUCUUUAUCAAAAAGAGUUCUG
Molecule: messenger RNA, 2696 nt
Organism: Psylliodes chrysocephalus
Lineage: Eukaryota; Metazoa; Arthropoda; Insecta; Coleoptera; Chrysomelidae
Source: the annotation of a GenBank genome assembly